This is a messenger RNA of Diabrotica virgifera virgifera (western corn rootworm), 8097 nucleotides long. Its product is annotated as N-alpha-acetyltransferase 60. Gene Ontology annotation, molecular function: protein-N-terminal amino-acid acetyltransferase activity; histone acetyltransferase activity. NCBI's taxonomy places the organism in Eukaryota, Metazoa, Arthropoda, Insecta, Coleoptera, Chrysomelidae. Gene Ontology annotation, biological process: N-terminal peptidyl-methionine acetylation. Gene Ontology annotation, cellular component: Golgi membrane. The transcript is spliced from 5 exons. The coding region runs from base 162 to 926 and encodes 254 amino acids. The record is from RefSeq and is a predicted model, not a curated record.
AUGUCAUAAAUUACAAAAGCAGCCACUACUCUAUCACAGAUAUUACUAUUCAACUUCAAAAUAGUUAUUAUGACAAAAUAUUAUCAAUCAUCCAAAUUUUUCUGUUUAAUAAUGAAAGAAAAUUUUCAUUUGGUUCGAUACGUUUAUUAAGUAGUAUCACAAUGGCAGAUAUAAAUUGGUACCAAUCCAAUGGGAAAUGUUCGGGGGGAUCUUCUGGCAAGAGUGAAAGAAUUAUUUCCUUAUACUCUUUGGCUGAUGUACAGCUACGGUUUUUGUGUCCUGAAGAUUUGGAUGAGGUGAGAGCCCUGUGUCAAGAAUGGUUUCCCAUUGAGUACCCUUUUUAUUGGUAUGAACAGAUUACUUCUACUAGUGGUAAAUUUUACUCGUUAGCUGCCGUCUACAACCAUCAAAUAAUCGGUUUGAUCGUUGCAAAAAUCAAAGCGUACGAAAAUUUAAAUGACGAAGACAAGGGCAUUUUGGCAAAGUCCUUGUCCGAUUCAGAAAUAGCGUACAUUCUGUCGCUGGGAGUACUCAAAGAAUAUCGAAGGAAUGGUAUCGCCUCAUUGCUACUUGACUCUUUACUGAAACAACUCGUAACUCCUGAAAGGCGAAGAGUCAAAGCGGUGUUUCUACACGUAUUGACAACGAAUUCGGCUGCCAUUAUGUUUUACGAACAGAAAAAAUUUAGGUUACAUAGAUUUCUACCAUAUUACUAUUCUAUCAAAGGAAAAUGUAAAGAUGGAUUUAUGUAUGUUUUAUAUAUAAAUGGAGGCCAUCCACCUUGGACGAUAUACGACUAUGUACAGUUCAUGUGUAGCAAAGUGAUAAACGGCGUAGGUCUCUUCCCAUGGAUGGUGUUCCAAAUUAACAGGGCGCUGCAUUGGGUGUGGAGAGAGCCGAAAAGUAAUGACCACGAAAAUCAUUAAACAAAUUAGAAAACUAGUCUCUGAAAUGCGGAAUGUGUCGAAAAUUAUUUUUUAUUUUAUAAAGAAUACAAUUAUCAAAUAAUUUAUUGUAUGUUUUACGUACUUUAAGGUUUUUAGUUUUCAAUUUUGAAUAAUUGAAUCAUGUGUUAUUGUGAUUAUAUCAAAUUGAGAAAAACCUUUAAAUUGUUAUAUUUUGAUAGCAGAAAUUGAUUUAUUAUUUAUACAUAUUUAAUUUUAUUUAUAACUUUUACAGCUUUAGAAGAACUUAACAAAGAAAUUCAUACGAAGAAAAAGAAGAAUUUUAUAUUUUUCUAGAAAUGGCUUGUAUAUUUACUCAUAAUGUGUGUCUACAGUAUAAAUGCAGCCGUAACAGGCUUUAAGAACGCAUCGUUUGAAAUUUUUCUUCACACUUUUUUGUCCAUGGCAUCCCCGGUUUCUUAUUCUCUUGUUUGAACUUUCAUUCUCAAAGUUCAACUGCUUUUUAAAUUUACAUUUCACGUUUUUAUAUUACUACGCCACAAACUUUACCUUCUUUUUUCCUUCACUGUAUAUCCAGUUACGGUACCUAUAUUUUUUCCAAUAUGUAGUUUCGUCAAACUAGCUAAGAUAACAUCAAUGUAAUGCCUUAAUCGACUCCUUGUAACGAACUGUGUUACAAAUAACCUUUAAGAAGCAUUGGAAUACUAGUAAAUCUUGGUAUAUAAUUUAGGUAUAAUGGUGCUUAGUGAACGGUAAUCGUUAACAAAAAUGUAUUCCUCGACUCCGAUGGUUUCAGAAUGUAAAUAAGCAACGUUUGCAACCCGUUCUUCUAUAGUGUUUCGAGGUUUCGCCUCUCAUCAGGAAGACUUGUAGUGGUUCGAAUUGAAAUGAAAUGUUGUUUAUCUAUAUGGCCGUUAGAGUAACAUAACAAACCUGGGGCCUGAUUCUAAUUCAUGUCGAGGUCGCAUUUUAAUUUCGACUCCGCCAUGACAGUCGCAAUUUAUAGCGAUUCUUAUUCAUUUCGAUAUUAGUUCCAACUGGGGAUAUUAACGUUAUUAUUUUGACACUGCUCAGUAUUUGGGUUGGUCCUCCUGUUUAUUGGAUUUAUUGGCUAUGCAACCAUCGCAACGUUUGUUGAUAGUCUGGGCAAACUAUCGAAAACAUGUAAUUUUUGGGAAAAGAUAUUUACCAGCUAUUUUAUUGCUAAAAUCGAAUCUUAAGAUUGCAUAUAUUAGUAAUAUGGGAUAUGUCAAGUCCGCAGAAAGUGUGUUAUGUUAUUUAUAAACAAAUUAGCACUCCUAAAUAUUUUUUUUUUCAAUUAGUGCUCUGUAACUCCUAAGAUUUUUCCUUUAACCAAAAAUACUCAAAUAAAAAUUCACCGUAAUUUAGUUCUGCACAAAGUUAUUUUUUUCCGAUUUCCUUCAACAAAAAUUUUCCUCGGAAAAUCCGAGUUUUCCCAAAAAAAUCUGCAAUUUUCAAUUAAAAUUUUAGGCAAGUAAUUUAUCAAUAAUUAAAUAAAUUGUUGACAUGAAAGAUUUUUUAGAGAUUAUAUUAUAUAAGGAGGCCGGCGACAAUGUUAAUUAAAAAAUUUCGGUAGAAAUAAUAACCAGAAAGAUUAUGAUACACCAGAAUAACUAUGAUUUUCGUAUAAAAAAGCACUAUACCUAUUCAACGUACUUUACAGAAUUUGAAAUUGGACUAUUUGAGCGGUCUCAGAAAUGUUAUAAAGAAACAAUUUUUUGGCUUAUAAACAAAUACCCCUCAGAAAAUAUUAGAUUAAAUCAAUUAAGUCAACGCUGUUGAAAAGGGCACGGCUUCUGUGCCCUUUUCGAAGAAAAAAAAAUUGAAUUGAGAAGAGUGGUUCCAGGUAUAACCGGUCAAAUUUGACCGGCAUUUGCGACAGAAUUAUAAACAACAGGAUUUCAAUCUUUGAACCAUUACCUUUUUAUUCCGGCCCUCUUUGUACAAAUUUUCAUAUCUUCAAGACACUCAUAACCAAAAAGAUUUAUGCCACCAAGUUAUUUAAUUAUUAAUAAAUAAUUACUUCCCUAAAAUUUUAGUUGAAAAUUAAAGAUUUUGUUUGGAAAACCCGAAUUUUCCGAGGAAAAUUUCCGCCGAAGGAAAUCGGAAAAAAUAUCUGUGCAGAAUUAAAUUACAGUGAAUUUUUAUGUGAAUGUUUUUGGUUUAACGUUAAAAUUUUCCGAGUUACAGAGCAAUAAUUGAAAAAAAGAUUCCGGGGCGCUAAUUUGUUUAUAAACCAAAUAGCACACUUUCUGCGGACUUUGCAUAGCUAUAUUACUAAUAUAUGAAAUCUUAAGAUUUGAUUCCAGCAUGUCCAACAAUAAUAUAGCUGGUUCAUAAUUUUCCUUGUUUUAUACUAAUUUUCCCAGAUUAUUACCUUACAUCUUUCAGAGUUGAUAAUUCACGUUGUGGACAUUCUCAAUUAUUAUAUUUCUUAUUUAAUACUAUUCUAUCUAAUUCCUCCAAACCCAGCAAAUUUCCAUAAAACCCAGCCAUAUUAAUACCUUUUGUUUUAGUUUUCGUUGCAAGAAACAAACAAAACACAUCUCCUAAACUAAACCUAACCCCCCUUUCGGCCAUUCAUUCAUGUCCGUGUCACAAUUUAAUGACAUAAUUUAGUUAGUUCAGCUAAAAUCCGCAAGGCUCGCACAGUCGCAUUUCAACGUCGCCAUAUUGAUUGCGACUUGUUUUGAGUCGAAAUUUGAAUUAGAAUCAGGGCCCCGAGUACGCUAGUAGCGACCUCUACACGAAGCAACAAGAUUCGAGGUGCAACCUCGAAACACGUGUGUAAUAAUAGUGCAGCUCGAAUUGAAACGAGAUUCUAUUUUCAUCUUAACGUCUUUUCUCUACGUAGAGUGCAAAAAUAUGGUGUUUUGAAAGGGUAAACUACAGAUGUAUUGUUGGAAUAAAAAGUUAUUCCGAACAUCGUCCAAUAACUUCCAACAAGCUUAAAUUCGCAGUUUACCUAAUUAGAAUCACUUCUUUUCAUUCAAACAUGCUGCAAAUAAUCUACUACUUAGCAUUUCAAGUAGUUUCGGCGAUCCUGAUCCUGAGUUUUGAUUAUAUUUUCCUUGGUCCUGGAGAAUUUUUUAACUCUCUUUGUUUGUGGUAACUGCAAUAGGUGGUAUGCCAAAACCUUGGAAGUUUUCAGGAGGGACAAAAACCAUUUCAUACUUUCCCAGUUGCAAAAAGUUCUAUGUCAAAUAUUGGAGCAUAAAAAUAAUAAUCUAAAUUGAUUAUACCUUGUUAUAAGCAUUGAUCGUAUAAACAUAACUACUUACCUUUAUAUUUUGUAAGUAUAUUAUAUUAUGAUUAGUAAUGUUCCAACUAUUUUUUUUUGGCAGCAUCUCUGAUCACAGCUUGACAUAAGGUUGUUUGCAGUGGCCAAAUAACAUUGUCAAACUAUUCGACUUUUUGAAACUCGACUUUAUACUCGACUUCCUAUUGGGCUGUUGACGUACGACCUUUUCAAGUUGUGUAAAUGACUGAAUUGAUCGGUCACUUGUAAUAAACCAAACUCCAUAUGAUUUUGACAUACGGCCUAUUGCAGUUACCACGACGUACUCUUCUUCCAUUAUUUAUAAUGUUGGUGCUGUUUACUCUUUUCCUAGCUUUUAUCCUAGGUAUAUGGUUCUCUAUGCAAGAAGUGCAAAUAUAUUAUAUUCGCACUUUUUAUCAGGUGUUAUUUUUCUUUUAAACUAUCUUUAAUUUCUCUACAUUUUAGUUGUUCUUAUCCGUUUUAUAAUACUUUUAGAUACAAGACCUUGUUUCGUUUGCUUGGAGUGUCUUCGCUGCUUUUUUAUGCACACAUUUAACCAUUUUUGUAUUUUUACGUCGUCGAUUUGUGUCUUUUUCUUUUUAUGUUAGUUUCCAGGAAUAAAGUAAACGCCUGCUUUUAUUAUCCAAGUUGUAUUGCGUUCUUCCUAAUUUUGUUCCGUUUUUUAGUUCGGUCUUUGCCUCCGAAAUGCAUAUACGUGUAAAAUUAUCAAAAGGAAUCUAUAAAUUUACAUUACAUUACAUAGUUUCCCACCUUUAGACGUCUGUAAGAGGAGAUUUUUAUAAAAUUUUGUCACAAUGUUAGUUGUCAUACUCCUCCGAUACGUCUAAAGGUGGGAAACUAUGUAAUAUAAUGGUUAUAGGUUUAGUUAAUGGUUAUAUCUCUUUUUAUAUCACACAACGUAUUAUGUUUUCCAUCUUUUGCGUUAUUUUGUUGGUUUUUAGUGCACUCAUCACUGUACACUCUAGAUCUUUUGUGUAUUUUUGAAACUACUUGUGGCCUUUCUUAAAAGGUUGACGAAAUCCACCAUAGAAAUUGUUCUCAAAAUAUGUGGAUCUCAUUUAAGAUUGUGGAUUAUUCCAAUUAAGUACCGGGUGGACCAAAAGUCAGUUAACCGAUUUGUAUAUUAAUAAAAGCAAAAAUAACUGAAGUAAAAAAAACGUUUAUUGUUUAUUGUAAAUAAGUAGGUACAAAGAAGUGCAUGCUUUACAUUUUAUGCUCAGAAUGUAAACCACGUUCAUCAAUUCAUUUUUGGCAACGCUUAUACACAGUGAAACAAGUCUUUCUACAGACUUUUCCAAAUUGGCACGGAGAACUUCAAAUUGGCAAAAACUUUAUCUUUAAGUACAUACUCCCUACAAGGUAAAAUCACAGGGCGUCAAAUCUGGCGAACGCGCGGGCCAUUCAGUUAUGUCUCUUCUCCCUAUCCAAUCACUAAACUGGUCAUUUAGAAACUCACGAACUUGCAAUCCGUAAUGAGGCGGUGCACCGUCUUGCUGAAAAUAUCGAAUACCUUGUAACUGUGAAUUAUUUGCAAGGCCCUUAACAGAACAUGAUAUAUUUUCUUGGAGACGCCGCAAACUUGCGCGUGAGUUUUUUUGAUAGCGUUAACUGACUUUUGGGCCACCCGGUAUAGUAGAUAACUCUCGUGUGUUUAUACAAAGUGUACUUAUGUAUGCUCUUGUGGGCAAAAAGUCAUUCAAAAUCUUUACACCCUAAACUUCACUUUAUAUACUGAAACAUAUGCCUAGUGUUACGACAUAAAGGUACGCGCGCACUUGACGAAACCGGCAACGAAACGCACCGCUACAGCCCGGAAUUAAAUGCCGUAACGCGCGUUUACCGGAAAACUUUCGUCAUCAUGGAAGAUGGAUCCAAAAACUAUUAUUGUUAGUUUGUAGUGCCAGGAACAACACAACAGAAAGGGCAAUGGAAAGAGCAAUGUUUGGUAUACGACUGUCCGAUAAAAAGAAUAUCGACUGGGUAAGAUCAAAAACAAAGGGCGAGGAUAUCACAACAAAAAUUGCCAAACUAUACUUUUUGCAUAUAGCCAUAAAAACAAAAAAUAUAUAGACUUAUUGCUUUUCAAAAUAUGUCCCACCAAGUUCGAUACACUUCUGCAUACGUUCAAACCAAUUGGUAAAACAGUUAUUUCAGUCUUCAGCGGACACCUGCAAAAUGGCCGUUUUAAAGGCAUCGAUGGCUUCUUCUGGCGACUGGAAUCGCCGCCCACGCAUUGAAUUGUUGAUCUUUGGAAACGUGAAGAAGUCGUUGGGACUUGAGUCGGGGCUAGACGGUGGAUGGUUUAACAAUUCGAUGUUUUGAAGCUCCAAAAACUCUAUUGUCUUUUGGGCAGUGUGACCGCUUGCAUUGUCAUGGUGUAGGAUGAUUCGCUGUUGUGUGUUGCUUUGUCGGAGUUUCGCGAUAACUUCUGGUAAACAAACGGUUAUAUACCAAUCAGAAGUAACCGUUCUUCGAUCUUCUAGAGCAAUUGUUGCCACCAGCUUUUGACACAAAAGUUGCGACUAUUUUCUUUGACACACUUCGAGGACGGAUCACUUUUGUUGGUUUUUCGUCAUAUUGAAACACCCACACACUGGAUUGGCGUUUAUUUUCCGGUUGGUAGGAGUAAAUCCAAGACUCAUCGCCACUAACAAUACUAUAAACCUUUUUUGAGCUUCCUUUGUUGAACCGUUCCAAUGUUUUUCGACACCAAUUGACGCGAGCCGCUUUUUGCUCUUCUGUAAGCAAAUGAGGGAUCCAACGGCGAACCAACUUCCUAACACACAGUUCUUCAUGUAGGAUCUUUUGGAUCGAGGUCUUUGAAAUGCCCAACUGACCAACCGCAUCAAUGUUUUGUCGCUUGACUGAUGUUUUGGGUGGACCUGGCCUGGAUUCGUCGCUGAGACUGGAGAGAUCACGUUGAAAUUCGCAAUACCAGCGGGAAAUAGUUGACUAAAUUCCCAAACACAGAAAUCAUUUCAGCGUGACAUUGCUGUUGGGAUAAUCCUCUCCGAAAAUUGUAAAAAAUUAUUACUCGAAAAUGUUCUCGGCUAAGAUCCAUUUUUCGACCGACUCGCUAAUUUCAAAAAUUCACUGUAUAUACACGACUUAUUGUAACGCAAUGAAAUUCUCGAUUUAUGUCAACAAAAGAUUGAAGUUACGUUUGUGUUGGAAGGUUUUAGUGGUGGCGCCCUCUAAGCGGCUAUAUGCAAAACUAAAAACACAAGCCACGUAUUGCUCAGGAUAGAGAUCGAUGGAAGGAGAUGGUGAGAUGUCUAUGUCCGUAAAUGGAGGAUAGAAGGCUAAGAAGAAGUGCGAGGAGGAGGAGGAACAACCAAAAAGAUUACAAAAGAUUACAAAAAGAAGCGUAAUAAAUGGAUGUAUAAAAUUUGUAAAAAGCGAAACAUGGAAAGUAAAUUUGCUACCGAUUUCCUUUUUUGUAUACGAAUGCUACAUAAUGUCGCAUGUGCUCUGAUAUUUCGCUCCAACAGUUAGUUUAUAUGAUACGUCACAAAGACAUUAAAUUGCCGAUCGUCUCUGUGCGUUCCGUUGCCGACCGGUUCGGUCAAGUGGGCGCGUAUCUUAAAUGUAGUUAAAAAUCGUGAUAUUUUAAUUAAUUAAUUUAUAUUUUUAUUGAACGUGAUUAAUUUUAAUUAUAUUGUUGUUUCUAUACAUCACAUUAUUAGCCAAUCCUGUUAAACUAUUUUAAAUAAAGUAUUUUGCACGUUUUAAAUAUUUUAUUUAAAUAUACAAUAUAAAAAAAAUAUAUUUAUCUGUAUUGCCGCACCAUAUUUUCGACACAUUUUGUAUACACCUAUAAAUACAGUAACCAAUAAACAAAUUAUUUGUUACACAGUUUUUGUAUGAGAUAUUUAUAUAAAGUUAGUAUUA